CUCAGCUGUGGACUAUGUAAGAAACAAAUUGUGAGAACACAAGUAUACUAUAGUGUGAGUUGCUAGCGCCCUUGCGUUUUGUUUCGAUACGACGUGGAUGCUUGAAGUCUAUGACAUCACACGCUGUGUAGGAAGACAUACACUGGGAUGUGUGACUCUGCAAUGAAGAUCUGGAACUUACUGGUCUGUGUGUGGAUAGGCGUUAUCCGUGGAGCUCUGCUAGAUAAUGUUGAACUUGUACUGACGAGCUCACCACCAACAGCAACAGACGGAGAAAGUUUCACCUUGAUUUGUAGCCCCCCGUUUGGUUCUGCAGGAAACGUAGCAUGGUUGCAGAACAAUGCAUCAAAGGUCAUUACGCAAUUCAGCAUGAAUUGCUCUAAGCAACCAAACUCUGCGGGGAAUAACAUCGACCGUUUCAGUGUGAGCUGCAAUGACACGAUCCACAGUAUAGAGUUUAGAUUCAACUCCACUACAGACCAGGGAGGAUGGCAGUGCGGGAAGCUUGUAAACAAGACCUACAUAUACCCGAGAAGCAACAUUUAUAAUAUAGGUGUUGCAAGUUCAACAACGACCCGGUAUGUGGGGACCUCAUCUGAACCUGUGGCAAUGACGUCACAGAAAGGUGUUGCAAGUCCUGUCACGUCAACUCAGUCUUCACCAACAACUACCCGGUAUAUGGAGACUAUGUCCGAAUCCGAGACAGUGACACCACAGAAAGCUGAAUUGGUACUGACGAGCUCACCAGUUACAGCAACAGACGGAGAAAACCUCACCUUGAUCUGUAGCGACUCUUCUGGCUCUGUAGUAAACAUAGCAUGGUUGCAGAACAAUACACCAAAGGUCAUUACGCAAAUGAGCAACAAUUGUACUAAGCAACCACCCCCUAUGGGGAAUAAUAACAUCAACCGUUUCAGUGUGAGCUGCAAUGACACGGUCCACAGUAUAGAGUUUAGGUUCAACUCCACUACAGACCAGGGAGGAUGGCAGUGCGGGAAGCUUGUAAACGACAACUACAUAUACCCGAGAAGCAACAUUCAUAGUGUAGGAGUUGCAAGUCCUGUCACGUCAACUCAGUCUUCAACAACAACGACCCGGUAUAUGGAGACUACGUCCGAACCUGGGACAGUGACACCACAUAAAAGUGUUGCAAGUCCUGUCACGUCAACUCAGUCUUCAUCAACAACGACCCGGUAUAUGGAGACUACGUCCGAACCUGAGGCAAUGACUUCACAGAAAGUAGUUUCAAGUUCUGUCACGUCAACUCAGUCUUCACCAACAACGACCCGGUAUAUGGAGACUACGUCCGAACCUGGGACAGUGACACCACAGAAAGGUGUUGCAAGUCCUGUCACGUCAACUCAGUCUUCAUCAACAACGACCCGGUAUAUGGAGACAACGUCCAAACCAGGGACAGUGACACCACAGAAUGUCUCUACAGAUGACGGUGAUACAGACACCAUCUACAUCGUGGUUGGUGCUGUAGGUGGAGCUGUUCUGCUUGUCGUCGUUGUCGUCGGCAUCGUGUGUAUCCGACGGAGAAGACAAGCAGCACGGGCAGUGUUUGUACUGAAAUAUCAGAAGGAAGAUAUGAAAGGAGAAACGAACGUUACGGCCGCUCAAGUUGAUCCAAACGCGGCAAAUUGCGACAUGGUCGAAAAUGAGUUGUAUAGACGGUCACGUGAUAUCGCCCCUACCAACGAAGCUGAAAAUCAGGAGAGGAUGACUUCAUUAUGUCAGAUGCAUACGCGAGUGUGGAUAUGCUAGCUACGAGCACGUGCACACCACGUGAGCAGGGUGCGUCAUGUGACGUCGACGUAGACAACCUGUAUGCUAAACCUGAUAAAAGCAGGUCUUCAAAUGUUC
Molecule: messenger RNA, 1866 nt
Organism: Haliotis rubra (blacklip abalone)
Lineage: Eukaryota; Metazoa; Mollusca; Gastropoda; Lepetellida; Haliotidae
Product: cell wall integrity and stress response component 4-like
Exons: 14
Coding region: 148-1767 (539 amino acids)
Source: RefSeq, a predicted model, not a curated record